AUGAAAGCGUUUUUGGUAUUAGCUGCCGUAGCGGCCAUUAGCUCAGCCAGACCCGAGGCUGGCUACUCCUAUAACGCCCCUGGCGGUGGAGGGCUGUCCUCUGGCAGUCUCUUCGGUGGACACUCCUCUGGCGGAUUCACUGGCGGCAGCUUUGGCAGUGGAAGCAUUGGCGGAUUCUCAGGAGGCAGUGGUUUCGGCGGCGGCUUCGGAGGCGGAAGCGGAAGCGGAUUCUCAGGAGGUUUUGGCGGCGGUUCCGGCUUCGGCGGAGGCGCUCUUGUCCAAAAACAUAUUUACGUCCACGUCCCACCCCCAGACCAUGAAGAACACCGCCCUCUGGUCUUAGGAGGAGGCGUGCCCCAAAAACACUAUAAAAUCAUCUUCAUCAAGGCCCCAUCUCCUCCUGCACCGAUCACACCUAUUAUCCCAGCUCAGCCUCAGAACGAAGAGAAGACACUUGUAUAUGUGCUGGUUAAGAAACCUGAGCAACAGCAUAUUACUAUACCAGCUCCCGCCCCGAUUCAGCCAUCAAAGCCUGAGGUUUACUUCAUUAAGUAUAAGGCUCAGAAGGAAGGCGGUAUCGGGGGUGGAUCUAUCGGUGGUAUCGGAGGUGGAUCUAUUGGAUCUAUCGGAGGUGGUAUCGGCGGUAUCGGAGGUGGAUCUAUCGGAGGUAUAGGGGGUGGAUCUAUCGGAGGUAUAGGAGGUGGAUCUAUCGAAGGUAUCGGAGGUGGCAUCUCUGGCGGUAGCAUUGGCGGUGGUCACAUUUCUGGAGGGUCGGUCAGCUCUGCUUAUGGAGCCCCUGUCCACUCAGGCUCACACUAAGUUUGGCUUUUGGAGCCC
Messenger RNA from Cydia splendana, 837 nucleotides. RefSeq lists its product as uncharacterized. Lineage: Eukaryota; Metazoa; Arthropoda; Insecta; Lepidoptera; Tortricidae. The record is from RefSeq and is a predicted model, not a curated record. The transcript has 2 exons. Bases 1 to 819 code for a protein of 272 amino acids.